Necator americanus (New World hookworm) is the source of this 1917-nucleotide messenger RNA. RefSeq lists its product as uncharacterized. NCBI's taxonomy places the organism in Eukaryota, Metazoa, Nematoda, Chromadorea, Rhabditida, Ancylostomatidae. The record is from RefSeq and is a predicted model, not a curated record. Bases 1 to 1917 code for a protein of 638 amino acids. The transcript is spliced from 15 exons.
AUGAGUUCAUAUGAUAUUUCAAGAAGUGAAGCCCGCUGCAAAGAUAUACCUGGACCGUCGAAUUGUGAACAAGAGGUUAUCUACGACGAAAUGCAAGUUGAAGAAUUGGAACACUAUGAAAUAGAAGAAGUGGUUCAUGACUUCCAAGUUAGCGACACGCCUUAUCUAGAAGAACAGACACAGUCUUCCCAUCCAGAUGUCAAACGAGAAGCUAGAACUCUGAGUGGUACGGAUGUUCGCCGACAGCCUCAUCGAAAUUCUCGUGUUAAAUCGUUCAGAAAGUUGCUCGACUCCUCGAACAGAGGAGAUAGCGAUGAAGAGCAGAGGGCUAACUGUCUCGAAGUGGCUCCUGCGCGUGUGUUUGUAACAAAUGAUGUUGUUGGGAUGCAUCUUGACUGGCCUUUAUACAGCCAGCAAGUGGAGUCAUUUGCGACCAUUGCGUACAUAAUAGUGAGCGACGCAGCAUUGGUCCGCAGUUCUCUUAUAUGCAUGACUGUACCACAAGAAUUCACAGAAGUUGGCACAUUUGUAAUAGCGAUGUCCAGCCUACAAAAUCGUCAUGAAGUAACUUUGGACGGUCUUGGCUCGUGGGGAUCACCACAAGGUACCACUAAAUUCUAUCAUUUUUGUCCUAGUACACGGAAGUUGAUAACAGCGACACCAGAAGACUACACAUUUAAGGUGCAAUGCAACCGGUACAUUCAUCCAGGAACUGACGAACGUGGGCAUUUUAUCAGGAAGAUCUAUUGUGGUAUGACAAGCUCUGGCGAGGGGUGUUCCUAUGCGGUUACCACAUAUUCUUGGGAGGGUACUCCACACCCGAUCACUGUCACAGUGCCUUCAUCGCUACCUGCAAAAUUACGUCCUUAUGGAGCAAGGAGUUGGGAGGCUGCUGACAUUGAUCUGAGCUUGGAUGAAGGUGUUAUUUAUCGUGGGCAGCCGCUGCUGUCGCGUGUUGCUGUGGACUUCAGCUCUGCAUGUAAAAUUCUACUCGCAGGUGUCGAAAUUGCGCAGCACAGAAUCUGCGCACACGUGCCACGGGAUUUUCGAGAUGGCGGGACGUUUGUGGUGGACAUUGAAAGUUGUGGCGGAGAAAGGGCGCUGUGCAAAGAUGGACAUGAAUGGUCAAAACCUUCUGGAAGUAGUAGGUACUUUCGUUUCAACGACGAGGGUACAGUAUCUCGAGUAGACCGUGCUGGAAUAAUACCACUGGACAACGAAUUUGACGUGCAGAUUCUUGCGAAACGGUAUGAGUGUAAUGACGAGCCGAGCUUCGUUCGGAAAAUAUACAUUGCUCGAGAUAAGUCUGACGAGCCACGGGUGAACACACAUGUGGCGGUUCUGACAUACCACUGGAAGUCUGAACCAGUCACAGCAAGAGCAAAUAGAGAUGCACUUAUUGCGAAGAAACGCCGGUCCGAAAAUCCAGAAACUGCAGAUGUAGAAGGUCGUGUUCACUUGGGCGACAAUGUGGCACCACUUCAUAUGAAGAGGCUGAAAUCAGCGGCUCGUUUGCGAUCUGUUGGACAGAUCUUGAAGCCAAAAGAACUGCCAACGAUCGAUGUGUUGUCGCGAGUUCGUCUUUCGCACGCAGACCAUCUGCGUCGUUUGGCGUUGAUGAAAAAGUCGGAAAAUCUUUGCCGCCUAGCUUCUAUACUAGACCGUGCUGAACCGAUACUGGAGCGAUUUGAGCAGUACUUUCUUUCCCAUUGCCAAGAUGUCCGUUCGUUCAAUGACCAUGAAACAGUGUGGGUCGAGCAGCACGAGUUGGCGGAUCGGAGAUCGACACUAAAGACUGAUCAACGAUUAGAAGAAUGCAUUAUUGUAGAUGAGGGAAGAGAUCAAACUGAGAUGGUGUCACCCAGUUGCAUAGAGGUUGUGUACGAAAACUCUAAUGAAAAUCAGACAUUUUCUUGA